This is a messenger RNA of Hydractinia symbiolongicarpus, 5149 nucleotides long. RefSeq names its product CLIP-associating protein 1-A-like. NCBI's taxonomy places the organism in Eukaryota, Metazoa, Cnidaria, Hydrozoa, Anthoathecata, Hydractiniidae. Gene Ontology annotation, cellular component: cytoplasmic microtubule; spindle microtubule; mitotic spindle. The transcript is spliced from 39 exons. The record is from RefSeq and is a predicted model, not a curated record. The coding region runs from base 185 to 4348 and encodes 1387 amino acids. Gene Ontology annotation, biological process: mitotic spindle assembly. Gene Ontology annotation, molecular function: microtubule binding.
AGUUCACGUGUUAUGUUUUGUAAAUAUAUUCAGUUAAGCUUAAGUCACUGUUAGUUUUAUUUUUGUUAUUUAGAUUAUAUACAAAUCUUUUUGAAGCACGGUUUUGAUUUAGAUAGAAUUAGGGCAAAUAUAAAUUGAUAAAACAUUUGACAAAAUGUUGCAAUGUUAUGGUUUGUAAUAAAUUAUGCCAGGAGUUGUCAUGACUGACAAUGAUACGCUUGAAGAAUUUCGAGAUGCAGUUAAUACCCAGGAUACUCACAAAAGACUUAAAGUUGCGGAGGACCUAUCAACAUAUUUACAAGAUAGAUCGAACACCAUAAGUGGAGGUGUGGUUGGGCAGAUAGCUGACGGCUUAGUUCCAUGGAUUGCAAGCAGCAACUUCAAGGUUUCCUGCCAGGGUUUGGAGUUAAUGGGAUUGAUUGCAGAACGAAUGGGACAGUCAUUUAAACCCCAUAUCACUGGAAUAAUUUCACCUGUGGUUGAUCGGCUGGGAGAUUCAAAACAAGUUGUCCGUGACCAAGCUUUAAAUCUAAUUUUUAAAUUGAUCAGUCCUGUGUCAUCACCUCAAUUUGUGUUUGAUUUACUUGGUCAGAGUUUUAAUCAUAAAAACUGGCGUGUUCGGGAAGUUUUGAUGAUAUGUUUAACCAAAACAAUUAACAGGUUUACAGCGUCAAGUAUUCAAAUUAACAAAAUCACACCACAUCUUGUGAAACUUCUAAGUGAUCCUACAGGCCAGGUUCGUGAUACAGCUGUUAACACAAUCGUUGAGAUAUAUCGUCAUGUUGGAGAAAGAUUCAGAACAGAUUUAACCAAAAAAUAUUCUUCUGAUUCAAAGUUGAACAGCAUUUUAUCAAAGUUUGAUCAAGUACAGAAGUCUGGAAAUAUGGUUGCUAAUUCACAAACUGACGGAGCUUAUGUUUCGCCAGAGAGGAAGAAGUCUACGAAGGGUACAUCAGUUCGAAGAAGUACGAGUUUCAGUGCUGGUGACAAGAAAAAGAAUCAUGCAGUGCUUGAAAGAGGAAUCAGCUCAGGUGCAGUUGAUGAAACAGAUUUCAUGUCAGCUUGGGAAGAAGUUCAAGAGGCCAGGAUUUUUUCUGUUCGAGAUUUUCCCCAUGAGUUAGAUAAAAUAAACGAAAUCUUGUCAAACGCAAAUGCUGAUUGGGAAAAGCGUGUUGAAGCAUUGCGGCAAUUGCGUUCUCUAAUAAAGAUUUCAUAUCAGAUUGACAACUUUCCAAAGUUGAUUAAAGAUUUAGAAGGAGCUCUGAAAGUUUCUGUAAAAGAUUUACGUUCCACAGUUGUACGGGAAGCCUGUAUUACUUUGAGCUACCUGUCAUCAACGAUGGAGAAUAAAUUUGAUUACUUAGCUGAAUGUAUGGUCCAACCUCUGAUUAAUUUAAUACCAAAUAGUGCAAAAAUAAUGUCAACAUCAGGGCAUGCUGCUAUUCGCUUGAUCAUUAAACAUACUGCAAGUCCACGUUUAAUACCAGUAAUUGUUAGCAGCCUACUAACAUCAAAGUCAAAAGAUAUUAGAAGGCGCUGUGCAGAGUAUAUGGGCUUGUUACUAGAAGUGUGGGACACAUCAGUAUUGAAAAGUCAUGUGGCAUUACUUGAAGAAGCCAUUCGGAAAGGAAUAUCAGAUGCUGAUUCUGAAGCAAGAGCUGCUGUGCGUAGGGCGUACUGGCAUUUUGCUGAUCACUAUAAAAUACGAGCAGAUGCCUUGAUGGAGAAGCUCGAUUCAUCCAAACAGAAGCUUUUACAAAGUGAUAAAAAUUUGAUCAAUGCUGGUGUAAGUAGACCCGCAUCGUCUACUGGCUAUGGAAGAAUUAAAUCAACAUCGUCUAAACCCAGCAGAACGAUGAGCUCAAGUGAUGCUAAAAGUAGCAAGAAACCUACUCGAAACGGAGUGAUGGGUCCUCCUGCUGUACCUCCAAUGCAAAGAUCUUCAAGCCAGCUGGAUUAUAAACGUGUAAUGCCUGGAAUGAGUCCACGACAAAAGUCGUGUGAUGAUAUGAAACGACACACCAUACGCGCUCAAGUAAGAGAAGGUAGAUCAAGAUAUGCACAAAGAUCAGCAACUUCACAGCCGUCGAGUCGGGCAGGUUCACCAAAGCGCUUGAUGCCAACAUUCAGUCGUGAGAGAUCUGAAGAUUAUAUGAAGACAUAUUCUCCCCAAAAAACAAGAAUACCAACACCAGCUAAAAAUUCAUCUCGCCCAUCAUCCCGAUCAAGUUCUCGCCAAACCAGUCGUGAUCCAAGUCCAGUUCGUUCACAAAUGCCAGGACAGUAUGAGAUGCGGUAUCGCAACGGAAGCUCGUCGACAGCAGGUGUAACAGAAGAUGCAUUGUGGGAUGCAUUGAAACGCAACAAAGUUCAUCGACGGGACCGCCACAAUUCACAAAGCUCAGUAAACGGCCCUGGGAGUGAUGAAAGCGAUACUUCAAGUAUACUAUCACAUGAUUCAAACACCAAAAAGAAUAUAUCACAAAAUUAUCCGGAAAUCUUAUCACUGUUACAGCAAGAUUCAACAAAUUCGAAACGAGAUGGUCUACAUUCGCUACUUACGUACCUACAUGGGAUGCGUUCGCUUAGCUCCGACGAAGUCAUCAGAAUAAAAGAAACCUUCAACAGAUAUUUUGCCGAACCGAAUUCAAAAAUCUACAGUUUAUUUUUGGACGUGCUAAGCGAGUUCAUCGUUCAAUGCAAGAAUGACUUACAAGACUGGCUGUUUGUUCUCUUGACUCGAUUACUUCAACGACUUUCUACUGAUAUUUUGACGUCGACACAGGCGAAAAUAGCACGUGUGUUGGAUGUCGUGAGGGAUUCUUAUCCGUACGACCACCAGUUUCAAAUCAUCACAAAGUAUGUGACAGAUAACACGCAGACGCCAAGCUUGAAAAUGAAAGUCUCUUUGUUGCAGUAUCUCACAGGCCUUGUCGCGCUUAUGGACGCGAGUGAUUUUACUAACACUGCGCCAAUUCGACUAGCUGUGUCGCGUAUCGUGACGUGGAUAUCUGAACCUAAAAGUCCUGACGUUAGAAAGGAAGCAUCAGCUGUCAUCGUGGCUUUGUUUCAAUUAAACACGCCAGAAUUUACUAUGAUGCUUUCAAAUGUGCCCAACUCUAUACAGGAGGGAGCGACGCGUGUCAUCAAACUUCACAUGAAACAGGAGCAGCAACAAACUCCAACUAACGGGACAGGAUACAACCGGGAGGCUGGAUAUUAUACAGCUCCAAAUCGGAGAGAUCAUCCAGAGAAACCUGUUUAUAGAAACUCGUCGUCAGUGAAGCAAAACACGAGAAGUUAUAUGACGAGAGAGGAGUAUUCGCCUGCUUCUUACAGUUCUCCUGCAGCAAGAAUACCCUCAAGGCACGACUCGCAUGAUGGACCGGAAUCUGGGGAUUUACAUUCUAGAAUACCGGUUCCCCAUAAAUUGUCAUUUCCAAACGAUGACAGCGCGUCAAGUCCGUUGUAUGCGGAUCGACCACCUUCGCAUUCAUCAACACCUUUUAGUUAUGCAACCCACGUGACACAGGAAGACUCCCCAAUGUGGCUGUCAUCGUUCGAUAAACCGCGCUAUGAGACGUCACUGGUAUCGCCUGGAGUCAGUAGGGUGGGAGAUGGUGCAGAACAGGCUGAUAUCGAAGAGCACAGCAAUUCCAUGGAUCUUGUCAAUCAGAUUUCCACUGUUUUAUCUGGUCCCUCUAACUCAAGUGAUUCCGAAGACAUUAAAAGUGCUUUACUUGAACUAUUGAAGAUGAUUCGGUCAGGAAAUAAAGAAAUUAUUGGUCAUAAGUUGAAGUCACUUUUACCUGUUGUCUUGCAGCUUUUAAGACACAAAGAGGCUACUAUUCGUUGCCUGGCAGCUAGAUCGCUUCGCGAAGUGGCUUCAUCUCAACCAGACUUGUACCGUCGUGAUAUCAAAUCAUUUGUCUUACCGCUUCUUGAAACCGAGGCUGAUAGUCAAAAGGAGGUUUCCAAAACCGCAGAGGAGUGUUGUACAAUGGUCAGUCAAACGCUACCAGCAAUGGAGUUGUUGCCUGUUCUUGCUACAUUGGUUGGUACUGCACAAUUCCCCACUAAUGUAUCUGCUAUAAAAAUGUUGAACGUGGUGACUGAACACUGCGAUAGUGCUAGCAUGAAUUUCCAUCUUGAAGCUGUUGUUUUCAAUCUGUUAAAGGCGUAUGACCACGAAGAAAGUAGUGCUCGGAAAGCUGCAGUGUUUUGCUUAGUUGCUGUACAUAAUUUGGCGGGCGCUGAUUCUGUAAUGCCCUUCUUCAGAGAUCUGGCUGGUUCAAAGAUGAAGCUGCUAAACCUGUACAUUCGUCGUUCUCAAUCUUCUGGUGUGUAAAUUCCAACAGGUGAGAGUGCUGCUGAAAGGCUUGAAAAUCACGUGAUGGUUACGCCAUUGUCUAGAUAUAGAAUUUAUGCGUGGAACGAAGAGUUGUCGCAAAAGGAUGCGGGAAGAGAAAUAGCUUCAACUCGAUGUGUAUAGUAUUGUAAAAAUUAAUUCCUGGUUUAACGCACUAAAUAAGAAUCUACUGUGAUCAAACUCCAGUUAUCAAUUUAAAGUUUGUGAAAGCGCCGGUUGGAGUUGAGAAUCUUAUAGUUGAUAUUUCAUUUUUAUCGUCGAACUUCUGGCAAGUCGAAAAUAAAAAAACUUCAGCUGACGUUGAAAAGCACUUUCAGUGUUGCUAUCUUGGUCACAUACACGAAACAUACGCGCUUAUGACAGCCUACUAAAAAUGCUUGCUGGCGUUAAGCAGCGGAGAUUUUAUUUUAAAUACUGAGCAUCAUGGUGAUAACGAAAAUAUAUGCAAACUUUUUUAUUUUAUAUUUUACUAAUAUUUUAUUCUUAUUUAUUCUUUUGCUUUCCAUUAAUUAUGUUAUGUUGAAAUAGUUUUAUUUUGACCUGUUAUUUUUGUUUCAAACAUCUUUGUCAUGACUUUAUUAUUAAAAAAGUAAAAUUAUUUCAUUUCUAAACUGAUACUCGAGGUAAUGUUUCACUGAACAACUUUCCACGAGCAGUUAAGCUCUGAGAUUUAUGUUGCAUCAGGUUAUAUUCGGCAGAUUUUUCUUUUUUUUUUUUUUGUUUUCACAUUAUAAAUUAUGUAUAAAUUGUUUUAAUUCGUAGCUUAGACGGGUAUACUAA